Messenger RNA from Glycine soja, 1938 nucleotides. Its product is annotated as UDP-glycosyltransferase 73D1-like. Gene Ontology annotation, molecular function: UDP-glycosyltransferase activity. The transcript has a single exon. The record is from RefSeq and is a predicted model, not a curated record. Lineage: Eukaryota; Viridiplantae; Streptophyta; Magnoliopsida; Fabales; Fabaceae. The coding region runs from base 203 to 1666 and encodes 487 amino acids.
AAGCGGGCAAGUUUCAUGUGAAUGCUGGAUGCAUGCGCCCACGUUUGAAGUGUUCAAAAUUCUAAGUCAAGGUCUUCGAUUGAGGCUUAACCAACCUAAUCUACAGCCAUAUAUGAUCAGUUUAUUUACACCACGAUGCACAAUCCAAUUGACCAAACCCACAACAUAGUCACAUAGCAGCUCCCAAAUUAACAAAGUAAAGAUGGCCAUUCAACCAAUGCAACCUCACUUUGUGUUGGUUCCACUAUUUGCUCAAGGCCACAUGAUCCCCAUGAUAGACAUGGCAAAGAUCUUGGCCGAGCAAGGAGUGGUCGUGACUUUGCUCAGCACCCCUCAAAACGCCUCAAGGUUUGAGCAAACAAUCUGCAGAGCAAUAUCACAAUCUGGCCUUCCAAUUCACCUCUUGCAAAUCCCAUUCCCAUGCCAACAAGUUGGUCUUCCAAUAGGGUGCGAGAAUCUUGACACUUUGCAAUCAAGAAACCUCCUCAGAAAGUUCUACAAUGCACUUGACAUGCUUCAAGAGCCCUUGGAAGAGUAUCUCAAAAGUCAUGCUACUCCUCCAAGUUGCAUUAUCUCAGACAAAUGCAUCUCUUGGACUUCAACAACAGCCACAAGGUUCAACAUUCCAAGGCUUGUUUUCCACGGCAUGUCAUGCUUCUCAUUGCUCAGCUCACACAACAUCAAACUCAGCAAUGCUCAUCUUUCUGUCAACUCUGAUUCACAGCCUUUUGUGAUUCCUGGAUUGCCACAAAGGGUAAUUGAGAUAACAAGAGCACAGCUUCCUGGUGCAUUUGUUGCUCUACCUGACUUGGAUGAUUUCAGGGAUAAAAUGGUUGAGGCUGAAAUGUCUGCUUAUGGGAUUGUGGUGAAUAGCUUCGAGGAAUUGGAACAAGGGUGCGCCGGCGAGUACGAAAAGGUUAUGAACAAGAGAGUUUGGUGCAUAGGUCCGGUGUCUUUGUGUAACAAGGAGAGUUUGGACAAGUUUGAGAGAGGGAACAAGCCUUCAAUUGAAGAGAAACAAUGCUUGGAAUGGCUCAACUUAAUGGAACAAAGGUCAGUUAUUUAUGUGUGUCUUGGUAGCUUGUGUAGGCUUGUUCCAUCACAACUAAUUGAACUUGGGUUGGCCUUGGAAGCAUCAAAUAGACCCUUUAUUUGGGUGGUAAAAACUAUAGGAGAGAAUUUUGAGGUGGAAAAGUGGUUGGAAGAUGAGAAUUUUGAGGAAAGGGUCAAGGGGAGAGGUCUUUUGAUUAAGGGAUGGGCCCCACAAAUUCUAAUACUCUCUCACCCUUCAAUUGGAGGGUUCUUGACUCAUUGUGGAUGGAAUUCAACUAUAGAAAGUGUUUGCUCUGGGGUGCCAAUGAUAACAUGGCCUUUGUUUGCUGAGCAAUUUUUGAAUGAAAAAUGCAUUGUUGAAGUUUUGAAGAUUGGAGUCAGGAUAGGGGUCGAGGUACCAGUAAGGUUUGGUGAUGAAAAGAAAGGUGGGGUUUUGGUGAAGAAAAUACAAAUCAUGGAAGCUAUAGAGAUGAUUAUGGAAGGAGGUGAAGAGGGAGACAAGAGGAGGAGUGGAGUAACAGAACUUGGAAACAUUGCUAGAAGGGCUCUAGAGGAGGAAGGUUCAUCUCGUUUCAACAUUUCAUGCUUGAUUCAAGAUGUAAUGAAACAUUAAUCGACUAAAGGUUAGAGUCAUGAAUACGAUUAGUUUUUUUCUUCUUUCUUUGUUACUUAUGGUGAGGUGAGUUAAGAUAUUGGUUGGUGAAGUAAAUAGAUUUUGUUGUAGCUAGUGAUUUACUUCAUGAAAUCUUUGUUUUUUCCUGUUUGUCACAGAGGAUUUGUAACAAAAAUAAAAAGAUAACCGUACCCUGGUUAAGAAAAAGUAGAUUAUAUUGUCACGAUAAGGUACAUGAAUUGGAAACUAUCUUCUUCCUAUGUAAGUACUAU